UCAACAUUAAACAGGAAGUGAGCGUUGAACACAUCACAAUCGCCUAUACACAAUCUCAACUAAUAUUAGGUGCAUUUUUAAUAUUAAGAAAAGAAAUCAAGAAAUCCGUUUAAAAUCGUCUUAAAAAUCUGUUUUGUGUUUAUGUUUGAAACGUCAUCAACACACCGACAUAUCGUGUGCAGGCACCAGUUUGGAUUUGCAGAUGCAGUGGUUUUCAAGAUGUCUGACGGUGCAGUCUUGUUUUUCUCUGUUCUGUUGGGGAUCUUUGCAAAAGGUCUAACAGCUGUGAUCCAGACACAGCAGACUCUAAUGGCAGCAGUGGGAGACAAAGUCUCUUUACACUGUCAGCUCAUGGAAACUAAAGAUGUCCUUCAAGUCACGUGGCAGAAAAUCUCACCUAGAGGAGACAGUAGUGUUGCCACCUACAAUGAACUUUCGGGCCAAACAGUGAAUCCUGGCUUUAAAGAUAAAGUAGAGUUUGAAGAUGCUGGACUUCAGAGCAGCUCCAUAGUCAUCAAUAAUGUGACGGAGCAGGAUGAAGCCUGCUAUCUCUGUUUGUUCAACUCCUACCCUGAAGGAGCUCUGACAGGAAGAACAUGUCUCCAAGUUUACGAGCUGCAUCAACCUGUUCUACAUGUCAGAGAAUCAAACUCUACUGGAGAGGUAGUUGUGUCCUGUUCAGCCACAGGUCGACCUGCUCCCACUGUAACACUGAGAGCUACACGAGCAGACCUCAACUUGACUGACUACGACAGCGUCAGUGUGUCCAACACCAACGGUACAGUCACUGUCACCACUACAGCUGUGCUGUCAGCUCUCCAUGUAAACAGCACACAGGUUGGAUGUAGAGUUGGAGUGCUCUCUGGUCCUCAGAUAGAGGUGUUGGAGACCAUUCCUAGGCUCAAACCCACGUCUGCUGAUGACUUCACUUGGAUAUUUGUGUUGUUAGUGGUGGCCUGUUGUUGUUUUGCUUCUGUGUGGCUUAUACACUUCAUCAUUGUCCAUGUUAAAGAAAACUGAGUAAGUCACACGGACUGUGAGAGGUUUGAAACUACAAUCAAAGACACAAAGAGACAGCCACUCUGUGGCGAUCAGAAGGAUGAGACAU
Mugil cephalus (flathead mullet) is the source of this 1108-nucleotide messenger RNA. Its product is annotated as OX-2 membrane glycoprotein-like. Bases 142 to 1020 code for a protein of 292 amino acids. The record is from RefSeq and is a predicted model, not a curated record. The transcript is spliced from 7 exons. Gene Ontology annotation, molecular function: cell-cell adhesion mediator activity. NCBI's taxonomy places the organism in Eukaryota, Metazoa, Chordata, Actinopteri, Mugiliformes, Mugilidae.